UUGAAGCAGGAUAAUCUGGUGAAACAUCUAGCGCUGUACGAUGUUGUUAACACUCCUGGUGUCGCAGCGGAUCUUUCACACAUCGACACCAAUGCUAAGGUGACCGCUCAUACUGGACAAGGAGAGCUUGCUGCUGCAGUUGCUAAUGCUGAUAUUGUCGUGAUCCCAGCUGGUGUUCCCCGUAAACCAGGAAUGACUCGAGAUGACUUAUUCAACACCAACGCUGGUAUAGUCCGAGAUCUUGUCGAUGUAGUCGCUGUGGAAGCUCCAAAGGCUUUGAUUGCUGUCAUCACUAAUCCGGUAAACUCGACAGUACCCAUCGCAUCUGAAGUGAUGAAGAAACAUGGCGUCUACGACAAAAAACGAAUUUUUGGAGUCACUAUGCUCGAUGUUGUCCGAUCACAAGCGUUUGUUGCUCAGCUCAAGAGCAUCAAAAUCGCACAAUGUCAAGUUCUAUUUACGCAACAUAUCAGUGCAAGUGUUAAAUCAACACAAAACCUGCACCGGUUCCAGGGCUCUGCAACUCUUUCUAUGGCUGUGGCCGGUUGGCGAUUCACAAACGCUCUUCUUCGAGGACUGAAAGGCGACAAGAAUGUUCAAUGUGCUUACGUGGCGAAUGAUUCCGUGAAAGGAGUCGAGUACUUCUCAACUCCUUUGGAACUAGGACCCAAUGGUAUAGAAAAGAUCCUUGGUGUAGGAAAGGUGAAUGUUUGAAU
Cylicostephanus goldi is the source of this 716-nucleotide messenger RNA. The record is from the annotation of a GenBank genome assembly. NCBI's taxonomy places the organism in Eukaryota, Metazoa, Nematoda, Chromadorea, Rhabditida, Strongylidae.